AUGAACAAAUUUUGUACGAUAUUGAUAGAUAGAGACAGCACAAUGAAGAUAGGUAACUUUACAUUGACUGCUUAUACUUUAUAUAUGGGUAUUUCAUUGCUUGGAAGAUCACCUUUGGAAUUCUAUACAAAGAAGGUCAUCGAAGAAGGCAAUAGAAUAUCACAGCCACUUCCAGAUGAAAGAAAGAAAUAUUUUAGAGAGAGAUCGAAGGAAUUGGGAUACAAUAGAGUCAACUUUGAUCAAUGGGAUCUUAUGAUGACCGACGGUGACUUUAUGUGCUUUGGUGAUGAGGAGGCUGCAAUCUCGCUGAUCCCAUUCGACUGGCCACUCACAAGAGAUCGCUCCAAACAAUCUAUCAUCGAAACAUUCGCACCCGUAAAGAAAACCUAUAGAAACGAUACAUCGAUCGUAGAUAAAAUUACAUUUAAUGAUAUAGAUAAUGAUCCUGAGUUGAGAACACAAUUGAUUGAAUCAUAUGGAAUCGUACCGAUAACAAAGGAGGAGGAAGAUGCCAACAUUGAGAUUAGAUUUGAUCGUGUCGAAUUGCAAGGUGUUCCUGGCUACUUUUGUACCGUUGCUGGUUGUCUCAAAGGUGUUGAUACCUCAUAA
Heterostelium album PN500 is the source of this 609-nucleotide messenger RNA. RefSeq lists its product as uncharacterized. The record is from RefSeq and is a predicted model, not a curated record. Bases 1 to 609 code for a protein of 202 amino acids. The transcript has 4 exons. NCBI's taxonomy places the organism in Eukaryota, Evosea, Eumycetozoa, Acytosteliales, Acytosteliaceae.